This is a messenger RNA of Solanum lycopersicum (tomato), 1821 nucleotides long. RefSeq lists its product as uncharacterized. The record is from RefSeq and is a predicted model, not a curated record. NCBI's taxonomy places the organism in Eukaryota, Viridiplantae, Streptophyta, Magnoliopsida, Solanales, Solanaceae.
AUGCAAGGUCUGGGAGAACACAAAAGUGUAUCAUUUAAGGACUUGUGCAUGUUUCCAGAUGUUCACUUGCCUCUAGGGUUCAAAACUCCAAAAUUUGAUAAGUAUAAUGGUCAUGGCGAUCCAGUGGCUCAUUUGAGAAGAUUCUGUAAUCAGUUGAGAGGAGCCGGAGGAAAAGAACUUCUUAUGGCCUACUUUGGAGAGAGUUUCACAGGCAUAGCAUCAGAAUGGUUUAUCGAUCAGGUCAUUUCUCAUUGGCACGUUUGGGAUGAUAUGACACAAGAUUUUGUCCAACAAUUUCAAUACAAUAUUGAUAUUAUUCCCGAUCGCAAUUCCCUACCUAAUAUGAAAAAAAAGCCAUCAGAAAGUUUUAGGGAAUAUGCCAUAAGAUGGAGGGAGCAGGCGGCUAGAGUCAAACCGCCGAUGAAAGACUAUGAGCUAAUUGAUGUUUUUCUCCAGGCUCAAGAACCUGACUACUUUCAUUAUCUUCUCGCCGCAAUGGUCAAGCCUUUCGCCGAAGCGAUUAAGAUCGGAGAAAUGGUAGAGAAUGGCAUAAAGUCGGGUAAGGUUGUGAGUCAAGAAGCCAUUAGAGCUACCACACAAGCAAUACAAAGUGGAUCCGGUAAUUUUACCAAUCGAAAAAAGAAGGAGGAAGGGUCCAUGGCGGCAUCUGAAUCAAGGGGUGUUCAAAUAGGCAUGAACAAUCCUUAUUGUCAAGUCCAACAAGAACAAUAUAAUUCUCCUCGGCAUUAUUACCCGUCCCAAUAUGCAGUUCUCAAUACUCAAGCAUCUGUUCGGCCUCCUUCGCGCCAACAAUGGCGGGUGCCUACCCCACAAGUUUCUCGCCCACAACAACAAAAUUUCCAGGCGCCAUAUAGUCCACGUCCCCGGGCAAACAAUACGAGAGAACAAGGUCAAAAAGAAAAUUUUACCCCAAUUGGAGAAUCGUAUACGAGUUUGUUACGAAAAUUGAUACAAUUGAGACUGGUUGAACCUGUCAAUCCGUACGUUGUCAAUCCAAAUGCAAGAGGUUUUGAUCCAACUAUUAUAUGCGAGUAUCACGCCAACGCUCCAGGUCAUAGCAUAGAGAAUUGUUGGACCCUAAAAAGAGUCAUUGAGAAGUUAAAUGAGGAUAAGGUAAUCGAGGUACGCAAUGAGGAAGCACCGAAUGUCACCAAUAACCCACUCCCUGCUCAUAAUAAUGAGCGUGUUGUGGGGAUAGUUGGCAUUUUUGAAGAUUAUGAGCAAACAAGUAGAACAAAAGUGGAAAGCAAGGUUUUAAGAGAAGAAUCUGGUAUGGUUUUAGAACCCAUACAAAGGGCACCGAUAAUUGUUAAAGGUGCACGUUCGAAUUCUGGGAACUUGAGGAAGCUAGUGUUGUAUGUCCCUGAGUCUAUAAAAAGAGGAGACGUACCAUUGAAUGGACCAAAAUGCUACAUUCCUGGUAAAUUUUCAACGUUUGAUCAAAAUCAAAAAGGUAUGAAAGAUCCAGUUGUGAUACAAAUUGCAGCACAACUUCCCAUCACAAACACCAAGGCCGUUCCGUGGAACUACAACAAAGUCGUCGUUACUCACAAGGGAAAAGAGAUUGUCGAAGAAACAAAUGAAACAAGAGGCUUGAGUCAUUCCGGAAGAUGUUAUACUCCAGAAGAAUUAAGGAGGGACAAACAAAUCAAAGAAAAUCACAUGCCGAUGAAAAAACCAGUCACUGAGGAAGAUGCUGAAGUUUCUGAAAAAGAUGAAAGCUCAGGAUUAUUCUGUUAUAGAUCAGUUGAGGAAAACGCCUGCUCAAAUCUCUUUAUUGUCAUUACUCAUACAUUCUAA